This is a messenger RNA of Eurypyga helias (sunbittern), 888 nucleotides long. RefSeq names its product ephrin type-A receptor 4-like. Gene Ontology annotation, cellular component: neuron projection; membrane. The annotation marks the transcript as partial. Gene Ontology annotation, biological process: cell surface receptor protein tyrosine kinase signaling pathway; protein phosphorylation; axon guidance. The record is from RefSeq and is a predicted model, not a curated record. NCBI's taxonomy places the organism in Eukaryota, Metazoa, Chordata, Aves, Eurypygiformes, Eurypygidae. Gene Ontology annotation, molecular function: protein binding; transmembrane-ephrin receptor activity; ATP binding. The transcript is spliced from 3 exons.
UUACCUUGCUGGAUUCCAGAUCAGUUCAGGGAGAACUGGGGUGGAUAGCAAGUCCUCUGGAAGGAGGGUGGGAGGAAGUGAGCAUUAUGGAUGAGAAGAACACUCCGAUCCGCACCUACCAAGUCUGCAAUGUGAUGGAGCCCAGUCAGAAUAAUUGGUUAAGAACUGAUUGGAUUCCCCGUGAGGGGGCUCAAAGGGUGUAUAUUGAGAUCAAGUUCACGCUGAGGGACUGCAACAGCCUGCCAGGUGUCAUGGGAACUUGCAAAGAGACCUUCAACCUCUAUUACUACGAAUCAAACAAUGAUAAGGAGCGUUUUAUUCGAGAGAGCCAGUUUGCCAAGAUUGACACCAUUGCUGCUGAUGAGAGCUUCACCCAGGUGGACAUUGGUGACAGGAUCAUGAAGCUGAAUACGGAGAUACGGGAUGUGGGACCGCUCAGCAAGAAGGGGUUUUACUUGGCUUUUCAGGACGUCGGUGCCUGCAUUGCUUUGGUGUCUGUUCGUGUCUUCUACAAGAAGUGCCCGCUGACCGUUCGAAACCUGGCACAGUUUCCAGACACCAUUACUGGGGCUGAUACAUCCUCUCUGGUGGAGGUUCGCGGCUCCUGCGUCAACAACUCGGAAGAAAAGGAUGUGCCAAAAAUGUACUGCGGGGCAGAUGGCGAGUGGCUGGUGCCCAUUGGCAACUGUCUGUGCAAUGCUGGCUACGAGGAACGCAAUGGUGAAUGCCAAGCUUGCAAAAUCGGAUACUACAAGGCUCUCUCGACAGAUGUUGCUUGUGCCAAAUGUCCGCCUCACAGCUACUCCAUCUGGGAAGGCUCUACCUCCUGCACCUGCGAUCGGGGCUUUUUCCGAGCUGAAAAUGAUGCUGCCUCCAUGCCCUGCACUC